AUGGAAAAGUGUGAACUGUUGAAAGUUAUUCUCAAUGUACAAAGUAACUGUUCCUUGUUUGCUAUUUGUAUUUCCAGUGAAUCAAUCAAGAAGUAUGUUCAUGCAGUACAUGAGCUAGCUAUUGAUAUUGCACACAAGAUGGCUAAAGCUAUGGGGCUAUCCGGGGUUUCAUUCAAGGAUUGGUGCUCACAGUUCAGGAUAAACAAAUACAACUUCACCCCUGAAGCCGUAGGCUCUUCUGGUGUUCAAAUCCACACCGACUCGGGAUUCCUGACCAUACUUCAGGACGAUGAAAAUGUGGGCGGCCUUGAAGUUAUGGACAAGUCUGGUGUAUUUUUGGCAGUGGAGCCCUUGCCUGGGUCCCUCCUUGUCAAUCAUGGGGACAUUGCUAAUGUUUGGAGUAAUGGGAGAUUCUACAACGUGAAGCAUCAAGUGUUGUGCAGGAGAGCCACAAUGCGUUUCUCGAUAGCUACGUUUCUCUUGGGACCCAAGGAGGCGGCGGUGGAAGCCCCAGUGGAAUUGGACUCUGCACACCCCCGCCUGUAUGUUCCUUUUACUUACAAUACUUUCACAAUGCUCCGAACCUCAAACAAGUUGCAUGCUGGUGAAGCUCUUGCUCUUGUGCGCUCCAACUCUUGAAAUAAGAUCUCGAAGCAUGGUUUCUUUAUUCCAUAUCUAUGGAGAUAAAAGAAACAAUUGACACCGCACUGGACACUGCUGAUCAACCAUA
Messenger RNA from Diospyros lotus (date-plum), 730 nucleotides. Its product is annotated as 2-oxoglutarate-dependent dioxygenase DAO-like. Lineage: Eukaryota; Viridiplantae; Streptophyta; Magnoliopsida; Ericales; Ebenaceae. The coding region runs from base 1 to 639 and encodes 212 amino acids. The record is from RefSeq and is a predicted model, not a curated record. The transcript is spliced from 3 exons. Gene Ontology annotation, biological process: auxin catabolic process. Gene Ontology annotation, molecular function: indole-3-acetaldehyde oxidase activity; dioxygenase activity.